Molecule: messenger RNA, 2000 nt
Organism: Eupeodes corollae
Lineage: Eukaryota; Metazoa; Arthropoda; Insecta; Diptera; Syrphidae
Gene: Lamp1
Product: lysosome-associated membrane glycoprotein 1
Exons: 5
Coding region: 286-1233 (315 amino acids)
Cellular component (GO): membrane
Source: RefSeq, a predicted model, not a curated record
UUCAUACAUCAUCAUCAUUCUCAUUUUAAUUACCGAAGCGUUCGUCAAUCGUCAGUUUUUAUUCCCUCUCUACAAAAUAAAUUUUCUAAUUAUUCUGUUUCUGCGCAGAAACAUUUCGCAGUUGAAAAAUAAAUAAAUAUCAAAGAAAAGAAACAAAAAACCGUCUAAAGGAGUAAAUUGUCAUCAAAAUUCCACCACAACAAGCCAAAGAAUUUUCUAACUCUUCUAUUCGUGAAGAAUAAAAUUAAAUAAAUAAAAGAAAAGAAACCGUAUUGACUUGAUAAAAUGUUUCGUAAUAAAUUUAUUGUAAUUUGCUGUCUGCUUGUUGCUGGGGGCGCUUCAUUAAUAAAUGGUCAACCGCAACCCAUGAUACCAAAAGAUGGCAUCAAUUCGAUCCCUGCCCUUGCUAAAAAAUUAGCCGCUGCUGAAAAUAUAACUGCUCCCCUUACAACAACAGUAACCCCAACGACUACUACUUCGGCUCCUACUACAUCAACCACAACAACAACAACGACAACAACAACACCUAAGCCAGAGACAACAACAGUUGGACCAGUAACAACACCAGCACCAAAUCCAGUUCCAAUUCCAGAACCACCAAUGGGCAGGUGGAAUUCAACAUGCAUUUUAAUUCAAAUGGCUACCCAAUUGAACUUUACCUACGAAACAGCAGAUAACAAAACCGCGAGAGCUAUUUACAAUAUUCCAGCAACUGCAACUCUUCAUGAUGUCAACUGUGAAUCAAAUAACACUCAGGAAAUCGUCCUUAACUGGGGACCCGAGAAGGCUAUUCACUCGAUGGCCAUCUACUUCGAACGCAACAGUUCCAAUGUCAAUGUCCACACAAUCAUGGUCAGUCUGCCAAUUGAUUCUGAAGAAUUCGUUAAUCCCAAGGCAAAUCAAUCUGUCCAAUUGAUCUACCGUGGAGACAUCUUUGAAGCACCUUCCCAAAUGUCCUACCAUUGCACUCGGCCACAAUACUUCAAUUUGACGGAGGCUAUCAAUGAAAAUGCUGUCAUCGGUACCAUCCGACUUUCUGAUGUCCAAAUGGAAGCCUUCCGCAAAGAGAAUACCACUUCAUUCUCAACAGCUCGUGACUGUGAUAGUUCAGAAACCCCAGACAUUGUUCCAAUUGCUGUGGGCAUUGCAUUAGUUGCUCUUAUUUUGAUCGUUUUGGUCUCAUACUUGUGCGCUCGUCGUCGUUCCACUGCUCGUGGUUAUAUGAGUUUUUAGGAAAUAGAUAGACAGAAGUAAGAAAGGACGAGAAAGAAAGUAAGAGAGAUAGAGAGAGCGUGAGUGGAGAGUAAUCAAAAAUUUACAAAAAUUCCGAUCAUAUUCAAUUAGAAGAAAAAAAGAGACUAAAGAUAAAAACAAGAAACGUAUUUAAAAAAACAAAACAAAUUAAAACGAGACAAAAAGAAAAAAAAAACAAAAAAAUGUGUAAAUAGGCUACGUAUUUGUUUUGGAUUUUUUUUAAUUAGUAUAACUGAACAAUCAAAAAUACUUUGUUUGUUCUAUUUUUUCAAAUAUUUCAACUUUUAACUAUAUUUCAAAUUAGCUGACAGUUUUAUUUUUUUUAUUUUUAUUAUCAAAUUUUCACUUUAAAAACAUUUUUUAUAAGACUAGAAAAACGAGUGUUUUCGAAAACACUGAAUGUUAUAAACUUAUUAUACGAAAAAUUGGCAUAGUUAGGAUCUUAGAAAUAUUUUUUGUAUGUGUAUUAAAAAAUAAAAAGAAAGAAGGAAAAAUGCUUGAAAAACAAUUGUCAUUUAGGACCAAGCUGAAUUGUGCAAGUAAAAUGAAAAAUUUGUAUCAAUGAAUGAUUUUGUUUUUCAACUUAAAACAAAAAAAGAAAACAACAAAAAUACAAGUGAUUGAUUCUAUUAAAAUAUUAAAACGAUAGACGAUAAAACGGUCAUUGGAUUAUUUUUUGUUUGAAUAAUUAUUCAUAUUUUGUUCGUUUCUUUUUUUCAACAAUAAAUUAUAAUUAAAAUAAGAAA